AAAUCUACAACACAACAUCAGCGUACAAUUACAAAUCUACAACACAACAUCAGUGUACAAUUCUACAUGUACAAGACAUCAUCUAUACACAAAUCUACAAGACAACAUCAGCGUACAAUUACAAAUCUACAACACAACAUCAGUGUACAAUUACAAAUCUACAACACAACAUCAGCGUACAAUUCUACAUGUACAAGACAUCAUCUAUAUACAAAUAUACAAUUGUACAAGACAACACAUACAGUUUGAUAUUGACAGCAUCAUGCCAUUUGAUUAUCUGAUUUAUAAACAGCAUCAUUUACCUAUGUCACAAUAAAAACAUGUGUCAUUUGUGGUGAUUCAAAAGACAAGUCCUCUUUUUUCUGCACUCAAAGGUAAAAUUUAAUUACAUGCUAAGCCUGCUUUAUUGGAGCUAGCUGUGGUCAUUUAUACAUUUUAUAGACCCCUCAAUAGUUUAAGGUCUAAAAUGUUCUCAACUCUUCAUCCAAUGAAAUGGAUUAGGCUAUCAAUUUUAUUCCCAAAAUACAACAUGUUCUUAUUUUCUAAUAAUCUAAAUAAUGGAAGGCCUUAGAAAAAAAGUGCCUCUUCAAAAUUUAAUAAAAACAAAAAUCAAUUAUACAGGUAUUCAAUUCUAUUAACAUCUUUGUUUCAUGGGUAGAGCAACUCAUUUGGCAUAUGACAUAUACAGGUAAUUACAUAUCAUGUCAAUCAUAAAAGCUCUCUUCUGUCUUUAAAUAUAAUAAAUGUAAUUCUAUUCAUGUAUUCAGUGGAGCAUAUCUGUGUAAAAUAAGUAGUUCAGCCAAUUUAGACCGUUUCCCCUUUAAAGGCAACUGAACAGUUUACCAAAGACAAAUACAAGAAUAUGAAAUCUUUGUUCUUUUUCAAAGACUCAACAACACGUUUCAAUCAAAAUGUAACUAUCAAUGUGGCAUUGAUAAUAAAAUAGCACUGCCAAAAAGAUUGGCACUUCAAAUAUACUGGUCAUUAUAGAGAUAAAACUUCCAAAGACAAGUUGUAACCUUCGUCAAACAUCAAGUUUCUUUGGAUUAACUUACUUUAAAGAAUACAUUAUCAAAAAUCAAUUUUGUAUUUCUUUGAGCUAUAUUUCUUCUGAUUUAUUCCUGUUCACAAAUACUGGCAAGCUUUUCAACCAGCUAGUUUUGUCAAGGGCAAAAAAACAGCAAGGACUAUUAAAACCUAUUGUUUGUAAUGCAAAUUACUGUAUGCAUAAAAUACCCUCCAUUCAUUCCUGUCGCUAAAUAUUAUGGUAUCAAGUUGUGCGGAAAAAUAGGCGAGUCAAUAUUUAAACAACUCCUACUAUCAGAGGGCUCAAUUGUCUGGUAAUGCAAGAUAAAAUUACUGUGUUUUCUUUCUAAAUCUACACUCUGAAAAAUGAAUCUGGCAUCUGUUCAAAAUUUGAACAUUUAUAGGUAAAGUAGAGAAAUUUAACAGCCCGUCCUCUGAAAGCUUUCCCCCAAAUUACAUUUAAAGUGUACGGCCCAUUCAACACACCCACGUUUUCAUAUUUGGACAGCGAACUCUUAUUAACCAACACCAUGUGAUGAGCAACAGAGAAAAUAUCAGUUGAGGAAUAUUUUAUUUUCAAAAAUGUCAACGGAUUCUUUAGACGAUCCAAAUUGGGCAGUUCAACAGCUCAAAGUAGAAUUUCGGUUUAGGAGAAAUUCUGCAUUGAGAUGCACCAGUAUGGACAUGGAACAGUCAGAGCUGGUCAUUCCCAGACAACUCCUCUGCUGCAAGCUCUGUGAUGAGGAGUUCACCAAACCAUGUUACCUUCCUUGUCUCCACACCUUCUGCCAGAAGUGCAUAGACGAGCAUCGCAUCAACAGCACAGACGAUGACGGAUAUUUCCCGUGUCCAACAUGUAUGACAGAGGUUGGUCUGGAAGAGGAGCAUGGAGGACAAGGAAACCUCCCCGAGAACAUCCUGGCUCGCCGUCUGUCAGUUCCCACCAUUGAUCCAAUCAAAAGAGAGACACUUUGUUUUUACUGCAAGAAUGCUGGGAAUUUUGUCGAGGGUAAAACGCACUGUGUCAAUUGUGACGAGUUUCUGUGCACUUCCUGCACCAAUUCCCACACCGCCCAAGAAGAGUUUGCUGAUCAUCAGCUACAGAGUGAAGAGGACUACAACGCUAGCCUGGAGAAAUCUUCCAGCACCACCACCCAGGGACAGGUUCUUACAGUGUGCUGCGAGGCUUACGAUCCUCUAGACAUUGGUGCCAUGUUCUGUGUGGAGUGUGAUAUUUCUGUGUGUGCCGAUUGUCAUGUGAACAAACAUGCUGAACAUAGAUGUGCAGAACUCAUGACCAUAGCACAACAUUUCGAAACUAAAAUUAAAGAACCCUUGAAGGAACUUGACAAUGAUUCGGAGGAAAUUAGUGAAUUUCUUGUGAAUCUGGACUCCACAGAGCAAACCAUUCUGGAGCAGAAAGAUUCACUGAAGCAGAAUGUGAGAGACCGUACCAAGCAGCUAUGUAGUCUGAUCAAGGAUUAUCAAAAGCUUCUGCUAGAUGAUAUUGAGAGAAGAUUCGAUGACCAACUGGAGGAAAUCAAGACCAGGAGACUAGACCUAGAAAUGCAUUUAGAAGCCAUCCGAGGAGUGAAGGACUUUACAAACAAUCUGAUCACCUAUGGUUCCUAUGAGGAGAAAGUGCACCUGAGGAAGAAAGUUGGAUACAGGAUCCGUGAGCUCUGUGAGGAAUCCCUGGGAACUGAUCCCAUCCAGAUCCACUCUGUGAGGCUGAUGGAGCCCAAUGUGACAGUGGACACUAUCUGUGAUAUGUUUGGGACCAUCAGUACAGAGGAGCAGUCAGUAGGUACUAAUGCAGGCGACCCCGAGGAGAACACCCCUACCUCUCAACACUUCCAGCGCUACCACAGCUUUGGAGACUCGGGCCAUGGCAGCGAUUCCAUGGAGAAUGCAGAAAACGUGGAAACUGAGCCAGAGCUGGUGGAAAUCUUUGGUAAAACUCAUGGUGACCUUCACAGACAAGACAGCAAACAGAGUGGAUCCGACUCAGACAUGCUCAGUUCCAGUAACUCCAGCGACAAGAUCAAGAAUGUCAAAUUCAGAGAGCAAGUUGAACAAAACGAGUUCCAGAAUGAAAAUGUGUUUAACUUGGAGAAUCCAAAAAGGGAAGUUGUUCUCCCAGCACCUAUUCAGAAGGAGUGUAUCAAAGGCAUUGGGAUCAAUGAGAAAGGAGACAUCAUUGUGGGAACAACAACAACUAUCCACGUCCUUGAAAAACGUGGAAUAGUCCGGGGGCAGAUCCCUCUAGAGAACGGUUGGAACAUUCACUCUGUGGCCAGUGAUGGCAAAGUCUCCAUGACUGUGCCAAGAGGAGAUAACAGAUUUAAAGUGCGAGUUUUGAGAAAUGAUGGGACAGGACACAUUCUCUCAGAUUUCAACGUUGAGAGUUUUGGACUUAAUUUUGUAACAGCUGACAAGUCUGGGACACUCAUUAUCACUUCAAACCGCUAUGCUCAGAUCCAUAAGAGUCAUGGCAAAGCAGCAAAAUCAGGUGGAAACAUUGCCUUUUAUGGCUCGGAUGGAUACCUCCUUCGCAGAAUUACAAAUGAAGAUUUCCAUGCCAAUCUCUUGGAAAAACCCCAGAUGGUGGUAGUGGAUGAAAAGCGCAGCAGAACCUACGUGGCCGAUCCAGGAAGCCACAAAGUCAUAGCUCUGAAUUCCGAAGGUGGACUUGCCUUUGAGUAUGGGAACAUAGAGGGACAAGAGGAGAUCUAUCAGGGCCCAGACCUCAUCUCCAUCGAUAAAUACGGAAAUGUCAUCGUAACAGACAAACGGGAGGGGAGGAUAGACAUUCUGGGACACAAAGGGAACCUGAAGAAAUCCUUCUACACUGAUGACAUUCCUAGGUUUGUUGGUGCCACCCCAGACAAACUUUUGGUCACGGCCAUGCCCGAUGGAAACAUGAAGUUUUAUGAGUACCUGAGCUAACUUUUUUGUUAAAAAAAAAGACUAGUAUGUAGGAUAAAAUGAUAAUUUGACACUGAGCAGCUAAAUCAUGCUAUAGUACAUUAGUGCUUUACUGCAGCUACCAACUGUUUGUACUUUCAUCUUGAGUGGUCACUUCGUCCUUAGUGGGGAACAAUGGUCAGUGUGAUUAUUGACCAAUGUGAACAGGGUCUGUGUCUAGAGAUUAAUUUUACAUUUCACAAGUGUGUCUAGUUGUAUAAACAUAUAUAAGAGGCUUAUCCCCCUGCAGGAGGAAAACUGUUUUUAACUCUCCAUUAAUUGUCUCCGUGUAAACUCCACACCGUUAGUAGUUAUUAAUUUUAACAAUACUUCAGGCAUUAUUUUGAUCAGGGUUCUUAUGAAACCUUAGACGUUAUUGAUAAUUUUGUUUGGGGUUUUAACAAAACUUGAGACAUUCACAGCAGAUUUUUUGUUCCAGUUUUUAAAAAAUGUGAGACAUCGCCAGUAUUUUGUUCAAGGUUUUAAACGGCAGAUCACAGACUGAUUAAUAAAACAAUGCCCUUUUGUCUUUCUUUAAUACAAUAACCUAAUGCACAAACCCAGUCAUUCUACAGGAUUAGUCUGUGUGCAGACUCAUUGGAUUGUAUCCGACAGUCCAACAACAGCUGAUGUUAUUGAUAUUGUGUUACCAGUCCAUUUGUAUAGUACGUUUCCUAGUCCAUAUUUUGUAUCAUAUAUGCUUCCCCGUCCAUCUAGAUAUGGUGAUCCAUAUCAUGCAGCAAUUCUAACACUUUUUUUAUGAACAUAAAAUGCAAGACUGACAGUGAAGUUUUUAUUGUAGUUAGAGCUGCAUUUAAAGUCAGAGUUGAAGACUGUUCCAGUAGUAGUUUAGUCACAGACAUUUCCUAUGAAUCAUUGAUCCUGUGUUACACAAUCUUGUUUUGUUAAUGUUAAAUAUUCUGUGAUAGUUGUAUUGAGCUUUGUUUUCAAUAAAUAUUUUAUGAAGAAUUUAGAAUGAAGUUUUUAUUACAAACUUGCAAUCAACAAUUCUGAGCUUAUUGAAGAUUAGAAACUGAAAAUAAGUUGUAAAAAAAAAAAACAAGAGGCCCAGAGCCCACAUCACUCACCUGAGCAACUCAGUCAUAACUGAUCAGAAAAGCUUUAGACCAUUUUUAGAGUAUCAAAUGCAAAAUAUGUAGAAAAGUUAACAGAGAAUAUCUUGUUUGAUAAGAUUUUAAAAAUUUUUCUCCACAUAUUCUUAAUUCAAACAUUGAGGUUCUUUUGUUGUUUCAUUUUUUGAGAUCUUUUAAGAAUGUUCUUUAUUUAUUCAAAUGUAAAAUCAUCCUUGGAUACCCACGGGUGAUUGCGUCUGAUAAGUAAAAGACGUGAUCACCCGUGGGUAUCCAACGAUGACAUAAAAUAAUAGCCUGCUUUUGUGGCCCCACCCUACCACCAGGGAUGAUUUGAAUAAACUUGAAUCUACACUACCUGAAGCAGAUGCUUCUACACAUGUUUCAGUCUUUUUGGCCAAUAGGUUCUUGAGAAAAGAUUUUAGAAAAAUACUGAAGAUUUUCAAUAAUUUUAAAUUAUUUUUCCUUUGAAGAGGGUGUGGCUUUUCAUUUCAUCAAACUUGAAUCCCCUUCACCCAAUAAUGCUUGGUUUAAGUUUGGUUGAAAUUGGCCCGGUAAUUUUGGAGAAGAUGAUAAAAAUGUGAAAAGUUUACUAUGACAACAAUACAAACAACAGACAAGGAAAAAUUUCGAUGAGAAAAAAUAAAAGUUAUAAUAAAUGCAGGUAAACAAAUGUGGAAAGACUUACAUAUGGAAAGAAAAAUUGUAGUAAUUGAGCCUAUAUUUCCCUGUUUUCUCCUGUAGGGACUAAUUAAAUAAUUGAUAGGGUUAACUUAUUAUUAACCAGAGUUAUGUUAAAAAUCUUUGUAUUGAAAAAUGCAGCUACAAACACAAAACCAAACAAGGGCUACCAUCAGUAGUCCUUUCUGAAAUGGCACAUGCAUCCUUUCACUUCUUCUCUGAACCAGACUAUAGCAAACUGACAUUUUAACAGAUGUAUCAAUAAUGCCAUUAUGCCUCACCAUAAAAAAAAAUACAAGAAGGUAUUAUAAUGUAAUAUCAUUAUUAAAAUCUGUACACAAAUUUUCCAUGGCAAACAAAUGUAAAGAUACCAUGAAGUGGAUACUGUAAUUUAUCAGCACCAAACUGGGAGUUUCAAUGGUAUGUAAAUUCAAUGAGCAACAUUGAUGUGAAUGGGGUAAUAUGGAAAGGGGCAUAACUCUAAU
Molecule: messenger RNA, 6250 nt
Organism: Magallana angulata
Lineage: Eukaryota; Metazoa; Mollusca; Bivalvia; Ostreida; Ostreidae
Product: E3 ubiquitin-protein ligase TRIM56-like
Exons: 2
Coding region: 1609-3975 (788 amino acids)
Biological process (GO): positive regulation of DNA-templated transcription
Cellular component (GO): nucleoplasm; chromatin
Molecular function (GO): zinc ion binding; ubiquitin-protein transferase activity
Source: RefSeq, a predicted model, not a curated record